AUGACUACUGGACUUCACAAUGCGCGUGCGGCCUUCUUUUCACUUCCGAUUACCAAUGUUUGGCCAUGUCCGACGUGUUCUUUUGAAAAUCCACUAUCAGCAUAUCCUCGUUGCAACAUGUGCGAACAAGCAGCUAAUUACAAUUCGCUACAUCAUCUGUCCGGUAUUGAGCGUUCAACGUCAAUCUGGCAAUGCCCUCAAUGCACAUUGAACAAUGAAACGAGUGAUGAUCAUUGUAAUGCAUGUGGUUAUACUAAAAAGAGUAAAUCUGCGCCUGUCGUUCUCAUCAAUUCAAGCGCUACGCUAUCAUCGACAUCUAUGUCCUUAGCUGUUGAUGAUCGUCGACGUCGAGAUGAAGUAGAUGCUGAGCAAAUAUUUCAGCAUAUUAUCGAUUAUUGCAAAAAGGCUAGGACGAACUUUGUAGAUGAUAGCUUUAUUCCAUCAACGAGUUCGAUCGGAACUGAUUCGUUUGUAGAAAUUUCACAAUGGCUGCGUAUAGCAGAUGUUGCUCCUGUCUCUAGUAAGGAUCGAGCACUGCCAUUGACCAUCUUCUCUUCUCCACAGCCCAGCGAUAUCCAACAAGGAGCACUUGGUAAUUGUUGGCUUAUAGCUGCUCUCGCUCUUAUCUCAGAGCAGCCAUCGCUUCUACAGCAUAUUCUUCUUACGAAAGAAGUCAACAAAGAGGGUGUCUACAUGGUUCGUAUUUGUCACAAUGGACUGUGGAAAACUAUCAUCGUUGACGACUGUUUCCCAUGCACGAAACAUAAACGUCUAGUAUUUUCUCAUGCAAAACGACGUCAGCUAUUUGUCCCAUUGAUCGAAAAAGCGUGUGCAAAAGUAUUUGGUUCAUAUGCUAGUCUGAGAAGUGGCAAUAUGCGUGAAGGUCUGCAACUUCUGACGGGGGCACCAUGUGAUCACAUUGAUUUACACCCACCAAAUGGCAUCCUCGAUAGUGAUAUUGUUUGGGCUAAACUUUUGUCUGCAUGCGAAUCGAAAUUGUUGAUUGGUGUUUCGACAGGUGGAACUGGUAUUAGUCGAGAUGAAUAUGCUCGUGUGCAUAUUCAUGGUAACCACGCAUUCUCUAUACUUGCAGCACACACGUUGGUUGACAGUUCAUCUCGAUUCGUGCUUGUUCGUGACCCUCAUUCUCGUUCAGAAUACAGAGAAGAUGAAGUAACCGAAUCUGUCCUGAAACAACUUCGAACGAUUAAUCCUGCACAACGAUCAACAGGUGCAUUCUGGAUCUCAUGGAGUCGAUUUCUUCGAUAUUUUUCAUCGAUCACAGUGUCCACAUACAAAAGUAGUGAUUUUGAUGUUCGUGAAGCAGGAAGAUUUAGUCGGUCGUCAACCGAUGAUGUGUUGAGCUAUCGAUUUCACGUUCCACAAGCAUCGAUGAUUAACAUCAGUCUUUUGUACCAUCGUCUUGAUCGGACAUCGCCUAUUUCUCACACGCAGUCAUUUGUCCUUUGUGAUAUCAAUGAAGCAGGAUCAACAGAUAGUAUUGGUGAACGCGAAUGUAUAUUGGUAUGUAAACGUGGAGGACUAACGUACUGGUCAGGGCCACUACGUGCUGGUUAUUAUGUGCUGAUACCAUUUUCAAUCAGUUUCUGGCGGGAGACAAAGAAAGAUAACGAUUAUACCAUUGUUAUACAUUCUAACGUUCAACUUAGUUUAACUAUUGAGAACAAGCGAGCUACGUUUCUUGCUGAUUGUAUUAUAGCGGCAUUAAUAAAAACGGGUGUGAGAAAACAAGAAAAAGAAGUCGCAUUCUAUAAAACAUCUAGUAAGGUGGCAAUGAAAAUAUUUGUAGCAGAAAAUUCUUCAUCAACACAAUAUUUAAAUGUGAACAUUGGUGUCAAUGUAGCAACAAAUGUUCGUCAUUCGCGUCACGUUGAUCUACCCUUUCAUACUCACGAUUCCGUUCCACCCCGAUAUCGACAAUUGAUUUUCAUAACCGAAUGGACCGAAAAGCACAAUGGAUUAACUUAUCUGAGUUAUUCAUGUUCAUACAAACAAGAAUCACGCACGAGUGAAUCACUGCCGGAUAUUGACAGUGCACAACAUGAUCUUCAUUCACCGCGACCAUUUUAG
Molecule: messenger RNA, 2091 nt
Organism: Adineta ricciae
Lineage: Eukaryota; Metazoa; Rotifera; Eurotatoria; Adinetida; Adinetidae
Source: the annotation of a GenBank genome assembly